Molecule: messenger RNA, 1209 nt
Organism: Camelina sativa (false flax)
Lineage: Eukaryota; Viridiplantae; Streptophyta; Magnoliopsida; Brassicales; Brassicaceae
Product: U-box domain-containing protein 57-like
Biological process (GO): protein ubiquitination
Molecular function (GO): ubiquitin-protein transferase activity
Source: RefSeq, a predicted model, not a curated record
AUGGCGACAUUGGAAAACUCGUGUGUAUUAUUUGCCCAUCUAUGUGUAGAGCUUCUUCACGAGAUUCCCCCUCUUCCAUCUGACGGCGAGAUUACAACUUUUGAGAGACAGUUUUUGCGCAGAUGCCAAAUAGAGCUUGAAAACUCAUCCCCCAAAACAGAACAAUUCCCACUUGUUUAUCUUGAUGAAUCAACUUAUUUGAGAUUCAUCAAGACCGUUAGGGUUUUGGCUGAAACUUCCAAGAAUACGAAGAUCAUUGAAAGAACACGGAAAAACAUAACUAAGGUGCUUAUGAAUCCCAUCUUUCCACCAGAGAGGAACACUGAUGCUAUGAAUUUGUUUCUCUGCUCCAUUAAAAAACUAGCUGACUUAGAGUUUUCAAAUGAAAAUCUGAAUCAGCUAGUUCAAAGUUUUCAGGCUGUAGAGUUGGAGAGCAAUUACAAGGAAGAAGUCAAGCUUAGGAAAGAGGCAGAAGAUGCACUUGCUAAGAAAGAGGAAGAAGUGGAGAUGAUGGAACUGUUUCUUGAGUCCUACAAGAAAGAACUAGGUAAACUGCAACUUGAAGCUCAGGCCUUAGAGCACAAGCAUGAGGCAGAGUUGCAGCUUAGGAGAGAAAGAGAAAUCGCUGCAGGCGUAGAACGUUCUUAUAUGACUUGGAACUAUGAAUAUUUCCUGCGCAUCUACAAUGAGCAAGUGGAGCUUAGAAACGAAGCAGAAGAUGCACUUGCUAUAAAAAAGGAAGAAGUAGAGGUGAUGGAAGGGCUACUUGAGUCUUACAAGGAAGAACAAGACAACCUGAAAUCACAGGUCUUAACUUGGCGAGACAUGUACGACCAAGAGUCAACUGUUAGGAAAGAAACCGAGGAUGCUCUAUCUAAAGAAAAACAAGAGCUCGAGACUGUCAAAGGACUACUUGAAGUGUCCAGGCAAGAAGCAGAUGCGAUGCGACAAGAGAGGGACAAUGCUCUCAAAACAGCACAAGAGUUAAUGACAGAGCGCCAACCUCUAUCAUCAUUUGUCUGCCCUAUCACACAGGAUGUCAUGAAAGAUCCGCACGUUGCUGCCGAUGGAUUCACAUACGAAGCAGAAUCUAUCAAGAAAUGGCUUAGCACAGGUCACAAGACGUCGCCGAUGACAAAUCUUCAACUUGCUCAUGUCAACCUUAUCCCUAACCGUACUCUCCGGUCUGCGAUUCAGGAGUUGGUUUGA